This is a messenger RNA of Chlamydomonas reinhardtii, 3420 nucleotides long. RefSeq lists its product as uncharacterized. NCBI's taxonomy places the organism in Eukaryota, Viridiplantae, Chlorophyta, Chlorophyceae, Chlamydomonadales, Chlamydomonadaceae. The record is from RefSeq and is a predicted model, not a curated record. The transcript is spliced from 4 exons. The coding region runs from base 88 to 2643 and encodes 851 amino acids.
GUGAUUAUUUCUGCGACGUGCUUUUCAUCCUGCUUUCUCCUGACGCAGCCUCCACACCGCUCAUCCGGCCUGUGUGCUAGCUGCUGCAUGCUGCAGGGGGCCCGUGCUCGCGGCGGAGCAGGUGGGGGGAGUGGCCUGGCACAGCAGCUAGCGCACCACUGCAGCAGUAGCUUGGCGCCGCUGCCUGCAAGCGAGGCGCAGCAGAACCGCGGGCCACUGCAGCCGCAUGGAGGAGAUGAAGUGAUGAAGGCCAAGAUGGAAGGCACACACACAGUGCUAGACGUGCUGCGGGCGUUGCCUGUGGACGCGCGGUCAGCGGUCUUCGGCGAUACCUUUUCACGGAGGCUGGCCGGCUGCCGCCUCGCCUGCCGCGAGCUGCAGCAGUUUCAUGACAGCACCAUUACGCAUGUGCACCUGCGGCUUCCCGCACUGCAGCAGCGGCAGCAGCAGCAGACCGGCCUCGCCUCGCCUGUUGUGAAGUUUGCUCGCUGCAGCCGACUCGAGGUCCGGGCCGUGGGCGUUUCUGACCCCGUCAGCACCGUGCUGGCUGGCAGCUCACCUGCUGCUGCAGUCAGGGAGCGGAUCACACACCUGGUCGUCAGCGGCUGGGGGUACAACCAGCAUCGCGUCGCUGAGGCGGUGGCGGCGAAGCUCCCCUGCUUGGAGGAGUUGGAGCUGCUCAAUGAUGGCGGCGGCAGCUACAUCUACAGCCAAGGUGAUCGCCGGCCGCCGCCGCAGGGCGGCAUCUGCGGCAUCCUCGGCACCGCAGGCCUGCCGGCCCUGCGGCGGCUGACCCUGUCGCGAGCGACGAGCGCUGACCUGGAGGGCUUGGGCGCGCUGGCUGCCUGCCCCCAACUGCGGGAGCUGGUCCUGCCCGUCCCCAUGCCGCCGCCGCCGCAGGCCCGUGGCAGCACCGAUGACCCCACGCACGCCGCACUGGAGGGCCUGGCGCAGCUGCAGCGGCUGGAGCAGCUCACGCUGGGCGUCGACAGCACCCGUUUCUCCAGCACCAGCGAGCGGUUUCUGGCAAAGCUGCUGUCCAGCCAUCGCCCACCUCAGCUGCGAGGCCUCGUGCUGCUGACGGAGAAUGACAAGGCGCCGGUGCUUGAGCUAUGCACCGAUCAACACACUGGGCGCAUGGAGCCACUGUUGGUGUCGGCGCUCCUGGCAGCUUUGGACAGCCUGCGCCCGCCCACCAUCCCCCAGUUGCUCAUCAGCAGCCCCGGGGGGCGCUGGGUGCUGGAGCGCAAUGAGCUGGAGCCUGGGGCCGCCCUGCCGCGGCUGCUGGCCCGCUGUGAGUGUGUGGAGGCCGACAACCUGCCUUCGGUGUACGAUCCGAGCAUGUACGACACCCACAGCCCGCCGGCUGAGCUCCUGUCGGCGGCUCGAAUGGUGGGGUUGCCGCGAGCGCUGGAGCUGCGGCAUGGCACUUUGCUGUGCCGCGAUGCGGUGCUUGGCGCCGCCGGCGCUACCACAGAGCCGGCGGCGACGGCCACGCCUACUGCUACUAGCACCGCUGCUCAUCCGGCGGCGGCGGGUGGGCGGGAGUUGGGGCUGAUGCUGCAGCAGCUUGGCCUGGGCAGCAGCACCGGAGACGGGCAGCGCAGCGGCGGCGGCGCUGCUGCCAGUGGUGGUGGCGGGCUGCGCCUGCAGCUGGACACCGCCAGUCCGCAGGAGGUGUUGCGGGAGGCGGUGGAGAGGCUGUGGGCGCAGGCGUUGCACGCCAGCGGUGCCGCGGCAGCGGCGGGCGGCGGCGCCACUGGUGCCACUGUUGGCGGGCGCAGCGGCGGGUGCGAGGGCGCGUCAGGUAGCAACGACAUCACCGGCGGCGGCGGCGGCAGCGGCAGCAGCAGUGAUAACAUGGAGCGUUUGACGCCAGGUCUGUUGCUCCUGCGGGGCAAGCUGCCGCGCGCCCCCGAGCGCACCAGCUAUUUUGCCGACCUGAGUGACGCGGCAUGGGCUGACUGGCUAGAGGACGUCCUCGACUCGUGCUUCGCCGCAGCCGCCAGCGUGUCACAGCUGCCAUCGCCGGCAGCUACGGUAGCCCGCCAGGGGCCGGCGGCCACGGCCUUUGAGAAUGAGGGACUGACUUACAGCGUCCGCCGGCGCCUCAGCAGAGGUGUUCACGUGGCGGCGCCAGAGGCAGGAAUACUGCUGCUGGAAUGCCGCUCGCUGGCGGAUGCGACGGCGCUGGCGGCCGCGAUGGUGCCGCCUGCAGUGGGAGGCGCGCCGGCGGCUUUCUCGGCGGUUGCGGUUCCAGUCAGGUCCAGCCCAGGGUCCUGGCCGUCCCGUACUGCCGACGCUAUCAAGUCGGGGUUUUUUCAGGUGCUAACGGAGCUUUGGUCCCGGUCUGGAGCGGCGGCCGGAGCCACCGGUGGCGGCGGCAGUGCGGGUGGUGGUGGCCGCCGUGGCAUCAGCAGCACCCGCAGCAUGGGCCAGGCUGGGGCCAGCCGGGUGACUGAGGGGGUGCUGGAGCGGCUGCAGCAGCUGAUGGAUCUGGACUGGGGCGUGCGGGAGCUGUGGUCAGAAGCAGAGCUUGAGCCUGACACCAGCGACCUGCUUGACGACGACUACGAUGAUGAUGGCUAUGACGAUGGCUACUGCUAUAGCUACGAUGGUGACUACAGGUCAGACAGAUCAUAAGGUCCUGGCAACUUCUACUUCCUGUCUUAACAGCCAGCGUCAUGUGGUGUCAUGUGGGGUUUCGCCCCGCCGUGUCCGUACCCGCGGCUGCAGGCGGCUUAUUGCUUGGUGAAGUCCGCAUCAAGCCAUCAAAGAGCACUGUCCCCUGCAAAACGUACGGGGCGCAUGUAUGGGUUGGUGUUGUGGAGCAACAAGGUGUUUAUGAAUGAAGCAACAAGGAGUCCAGACAAACCAGGCCCGUUUUCGGUCUCUGAUAGGUCCUCUUUUGCAGUCUUCCCACGGUUGAGUGUUGUUUGUCUGCUCAGACUCAGUUGGCUGUGCGGUUCUUGGCUAGUAACUGCGGUACAGUAUGGUGGUGGCGGGUGGGGGCACGCGGUGGUGGCAGGUGGGGACAGGCGCGCUGCCUGAGUUUAUGCCUGGGCAUGAUGCCAGCCUGAUGUGAGGCGGCGGAAAGCGCCUAGGGCCGUGCAACAACCGUAUUGUGCUCAUCAUAAGUACGGCUGCGGUCGGAAGGGGAGCCCGCACCCCAUGGCCGCGUGCCGCUGGCUUUAUUUGAUCAGCACACCGGACAGCCGGUUCUACGAGAUGUUGGCCAGUACUACGUGCUGCACGUAAAUGGGGUAUGCGCCUACCUGACAAGGAUUUGGCACUGCCUCAUGGCUGACAGGAAGCUGCAGUGGCUGUAGCAGAUGCAACGUGCAAUGCACAGAGUAAGGGGCGGCAGGUUGGCGGGUUGUCCCAUGCGUAGUACCGUGGCUGUUAUAGCUGACUAGCUGA